UGCAAGUGCGUCCGUGCUGCACGCGUCGAGGAGGUGCGAAACCUCAGGCAGCGGCCAUCUGGUCAGGGAGAACAGCACAGUGUGAGCUUCAGAUCUCCGCGUCAUAGUACAUAGCAAAAGGAGCGUGUGAGGAUGGCGCAGAGCAUCCGUGAGGAGACUGCCAAGCGGCUGCUGGGCGGGUUGAGCCGCCCCUGUGUGUCGAUAAGUGGUUCGACUGACCUGGAGAGCCUGCCCGACAGCUACCCCUGGCUGCUCACCAGCUCGCUCGUCGUCAAGCCAGACGUCCUGCUCAAGCGGAGAGGCAAGAGCGGCCUCGUCAAACUCAACGUCAAGUGGAACGAGGCACGGGACUGGCUCGCGCAGGCCAUCGGCAAAGGUACGCCUUUUGGGGCCAGUCGGGCGGCCGGAAUGGCGUGUGACAAUGGUUCCUUCCUGAUGCUGUGUGUGUAUUGCUUUAUGUUGUGUGUGUGUGUGUGCAGAGUUGACGAUAGAGGGAUUGAGCGGCGAGUUGUCUCACUUCAUCGUGGAGGAGUUCUUUCCGCAUGACGACGCCACCAACGAGUUCUACAUCGCCAUCCGCACCCUGCAGGAGGGCGACGAGAUCCUCUUCUCCCACAGAGGCGGCAUUCACGUCGGCGACGUCGAACAACACGCCAGGAAGCUGCUCGUCGAGAUCAACGAGGACGGAGACGUCCCAGACAUACCAUUCGGCAGCCUCUUCGACGAUGUCAAGGUCAGUGACCCUUUCUCUUUGCACGUGUGUUCCCAACCACCAUCUGCCUCUCUCUUUGUGUGUGUGUGUGUCAGGACGCUUUGGCCCAGGAGGCGCUUCCACGGUUCGUGCAGUCGCUGUACUCGCGUUUCUGCGACCUGCACUUCGCCUUCCUGGAGAUCAACCCCUUCUGCUUCGACGCCGCCACGUCGUCGUUCGUCAUCCUCGACGCAGCGGCCAAACUGGACCACACGGCCGACUUCAUCUGCGAGGACAAGUGGGGACACGUCGAGUUCCCCUCACCCUUCGGCAGAAAAUUCACAGACGCCGAGAGAUACAUCCGGUGGGUCGGGAGCGCCGUGGGCAGGGCAGAGAGAGGGGCAGAUAGAUAAAGGAAAGGUGCACUACACUACACUACACACUCAUACGUACGUGUGGAUAUAUGGGACUGAUGUGGUUCGUUCAUGAUUGGUUCAUUCAGUGAGUUGGACUCCAAGACGGGUGCGAGUUUGAAGCUGACGAUCCUGAACCCCAAGGGCCGCAUCUGGACGAUGAUAGCGGGCGGCGGUGCGUCGGUCGUCUACUCAGACACGAUAUGCGACCUGGGCCAGGCGCACGAGCUCGCCAACUACGGAGAGUACUCGGGCGCCCCUACCGAGGUCACCACCUACGAGUACGCCAAGACGCUCCUCGGCCUGGUGACCGCAGAGGACACCUUCAGACCAGAGGGCAAGAUACUGCUCAUCGGCGGCGGCAUCGCCAACUUCACUUCCGUCGCAGCCACAUUCACAGGUGGGAGCGGUGCGGUGGAGUGGGCUGAGGUUGCGUCUGAUCUCACGUGCUCUGUCUCUCUGUGUGUGUGUGUGUGUGUGUCGGUGGUACGUACAGGCAUCAUUCGAGCGAUCCGCGAGAUGCAGCAGAGGAUCCGGGAGUACAAGGUGCGGAUCUACGUGCGUCGCGGCGGCCCCAACUACCAGGACGGGCUGAAGCUCAUGCGCGAGCUAGGCGCCGAGACGGGCCUGCCCAUCAAGGUAUACGGGCCCGAGACAUACAUGACCGCCAUCAUCCCCAUCGCACUCGACGAGGACAAAGGCAUCUGUAAGCCACCCGACACACAUGGGAGGGAGGGGGGGAGGGGGAGGGAGGGAGGGAGAAAGGGAGCGGCGUGCAUUAUUCUGUGUCUGGUGGUGGUCGGUGUGUCGAUGUGUGUGUCAGCGUCAGGCGCAUCGACGAUUCAGUCGAGCAUGCGCGUGUCGACGUGGCAUGAGAUGCGGGUGGGGAAAGACAGAAACGUCGCACGAGUGACGAGCCGCCGAGAUGGGCAUUCUAUGUUGUGUUUGGUACGUGCGUGUGUGCAGAUGGAGGACGUUGAGCAUGACGAUCAGUUCCAGACAGCCGACAUCUCUGCCACCACACCCAAGAAGAGAGUGAGUGAGAUAGAUUGACAAAAUCACACAGACAGCAACAAAUUGCAUACAUGUGUGUGCCCCCCAUGGCCGUGUGCGGCGCGGUGCGGUGCCAACCAGACCUUCGCCGAGGCCAACGGCACUGCGCCUGCCAGCGAGAAGCGCCGCGUGCUCUUCACCGACAAGACCAGAUGCUUUGUCUGGGGCCUGCAGGUACACACACACACACACACAGAGACAGAGAGAGAGAGUGCUGUCUUAUUGCGUUGCCUCUGUGUGUGCAGGAGCGUGCUGUGCAGGAGAUGAUGGAUUUCGACCACGUGUGCAACCGGGACAAGCCGUCUGUUGCGGCCAUCAUCUACGAGUUCUCGGUGCCCCACCUGCGGCCCUUCUACUUCGGAACCGACGAGAUAUUCAUCCCCGUCGUCCAGACACUCAAAGACGUAAGCAAGGGCACACAUUGACGGUUAUGCAGUUGAUGGAUGACCUCAAGCACGUGCCGUCCACAUGUGUGUGUGUGGUUUGUGUGGUUUGCAGGCGACGGAGAAGUUCCCCGAGGUGGAUACGCUCAUCAAUUUUGCGUCCAUGAGAUCCGCAGACAAGGUAAGGUGGGUGACCAGCAUUCGGUCACUCAUUGCUGAGUGAGAAGCACAGUGUGUCGUCGUUUCGCUCACACACGUGCCCGUCUGUGCUGUCUCUGCUGUCUCUCUGUCUGUCCUAGGUGACCCGCCUUGCAAUGGAUUUCCCCCAGGUCAAGACCAUCGCCAUCAUCGCCGAGGGCGUGCCCGAGAGGAAAACCCGCGAGCUACUCGUCACCGCCAGAAGAAGGGUAGCAACACAACCACAACACACCACACGAAACACCCACGCAGUGGAUGACGCUCCCUUGGUCCCUCCCUCCCUCCUUGUUUUUGUGUGUGUGUAUAUAUUUAGAACAUCACGAUAAUCGGUCCUGCGACUGUGGGUGGGAUCAAGCCGGGUUGUUUCCGCAUCGGCAACACGGGCGGGAUGCUCGAGAACAUCAUGAACUCGAAGCUGUACCGCCCGGGCAGCGUGGCGUUUGUGACCAAGAGCGGCGGCAUGCUCAACGAGAUGAACAACAUUCUCCGCAUCAAGGCGGACGGCUGCUACGAGGGGGUCGCCAUCGGGGGCGACAGAUUCCCUGGUAUACACAACACACAGCACAGAGACUCACCCAUCGCCGACCACCCAUGUCUGUCUGUCUGUCUGUCAAUUGGCUGAUUUCGUGAUUGGUUGCACUGCAGGGACCACGAUGAUGGAUCAUCUGCUGCGAUACGAGCAGGACCCUGGCGUCAAGGUCAUGCUGCUGCUGGGCGAGGUCGGCGGCACCAUCGAGUACGAAGUCGUCAGAGCCAUCAAGGAAGGAACCAUCACCAAACCGGUACGUACGUCUGCUGCACUGAAUCGACCGACACAUACAUGCGCCAAAGGGAGUGGAGCAUGACUGCACUGCACUGCAUGUCGUGCAGCUAGUGGCGUGGUGUGUGGGCACGUGUGCGCCCCUCUUCUCGACUGAGGUGUCGUUCGGACACGCCGGCGCAUGGGCAGGCACCGACUCCGAGCAGGCCGCUGCAAAGAACAAGGCACUCAGGUGAGGUGGGAAUAUGGGGUGGGUUGGGACCGUCCCAAAUACACGGACGCAUAGAUAGAAGGAAGCACCCAUGGGUGUGUGUGUGCAGGGAUGCGGGUGCAUACGUGCCGAAUUCCUUCCAGGACCUUGGUGAGGUCAUCAAGGACGUCUACGACACCCUCAUCGAGAAGGGCCUCAUCACCAGAAUGGUCGAACCUGCCUUGCCACGAGUGCCCAUGGGUAAAACCGGUGCACGUGGGCCCUCCCUCCCUCCCUCCCUCCCUCCGCAUCAAUGCAAUACGCUUCUUCUAUCCGAUUGUCAGACUACGCCUGGGCUAAGAAACUUGGUCUGGUCCGCAAACCAAAGGGCUUCGUCUCGACCAUAUCUGACGACCGGUACGGUCGGUAUGCCCACAAUGAAUGUCACAGCUCUUUCUACCAAAAUGUGCAGUGCACCCUUCGCUCACGGGGUGAUGUGGGAUGUGGGAUGUGGUGUGCGGUGUGUGUAUAGUGGCGAGGAGCUGGUGUACGCUGGCUGGCCGAUUUCGAAGGUGAUGCAGGGCAACAUGGGUGUCGGGGGCGUGCUGUCGCUCCUGUGGUUCAAGAGACCUCUCCCAGAUUACUGCUACCGGUAGGUAAAAGUGCUCACACACACACAGCCUGCCAGCCACACAGCCUCUGAGCGCUCUGUGUGUGCUUUGCUCACGUGUAGGUAUCUUGAGAUGGUGCUCAUGCUGACGGCCGACCACGGACCCGCCGUCUGCGGCGCACACAACACGGUAAACACGGUCUGCAUCCACACCAGACAGACAGACAGACAGACAAGUGCUGAGUGUCGUGCGCUCGUGUGGCGUCAGAUUGUGACUGCUCGUGCGGGCAAGGACCUGAUCUCCAGCCUCAUAUCAGGCCUCUGCACCAUCGGCGACAGGUGUGUGUGUGUGUGUGUGGACGGACACAUGGUGCGUGCGGUUGGUUGAUCAUCGGUCGGUCGGUUGUCGGAUCCCUCUCUCCUCUCAGGUUCGGCGGUGCGUGCGACCAGGCCGCCUGUCAGUUCCUCAAGGCCUAUGACGACAAACAGACCCCCGAGGAGUUCGUCAAGUCCAUGGCGUCGCAGAAGAAACUCAUCAUGGUCUGUCUCACAGCAAUCUUGACAGACACAAAGGGACACGAUCAGCGAGAAAGACAGAGCUUCAAAUUGUUCAUGUGUUGUGUUGUGUUGUGUGUGUGCGUCAGGGCAUCGGUCACAAGAUCAAGUCGGUGCACAAUCCCGAUAUGCGUGUGCAGCUGCUCAAGACCUUCUGCAAGACCAACUUUUCCCGACCGGCCCUCAUCGGAUUCGCCGAAGAUGUCGAAAGAGUCACCACCAAGAAGAAAGGUACGGUGCGUGCGUCAGUGAGUGACUGACACAACUGAAUGAACAGCACACGCAAUCAGACUGAUGGUUGAUGGGCGGGCGAGUGGCACACACGCAAAGGGAGCCUCUCUCUGUGUGUGUGUGUGUGUGGAUGUGUGAUCAGACACGUUGAUUCUGAACGUUGACGGCCUGAUUGGAGUGUCCAUGGUUGACAUGCUCUUCGGCUGCGGGGCAUUCUCCGAGACGGAGGCCAGAGACUACAUAUCGGUGCACACACACACACACACACACUCACUCAGAGAGAGAGAGAGAGAGGGAGAGAGACGAAAUUCCCUCGUGUGCACCUCUGUCUGUCCGUCUGGCUGAGUGUCUCUGUGUGUCUGUCUGCGUGUCUCUGUGUGUGUGCAGGUGGGUUGCAUCAACGGUCUGUUCGUGCUCGGCAGGUCGAUCGGCUUCAUUGGCCACUACCUCGACCAAAAGCGACUCAAACAGGUGCACAUACACACAUACACACAGACACAUAUACACAGUCAUACAAGAGAGCACACCCUCACGCUUCGUUGUGUAUGUGUGUGUGUGUGUGUGUGUGUUGCCCCAACCAACCAACCGACCAACCGACUGGCCAGGGUCUGUAUCGCCAUGACGUCGACGACAUCGCCUACGUCCUGCCGGACCUUUCCACCUCACACCACUGACUCACUCACUCCCACAUCCAUCCAUCCACCCGUCCCCCUCAUGCAACGCAG
Messenger RNA from Vitrella brassicaformis, 5809 nucleotides. Lineage: Eukaryota; Vitrellaceae. The record is from the annotation of a GenBank genome assembly.